GCCGAAGAGCAAUUCAAAAACAGCUGUCCAGCCUACGUCCCAGUUGAAAUAAGUGGAGCGCCGAGGCAGAGACCGGAGGCAAAGCAGUAACAAGAAGACAUAAGAGAAGCCACUGAACACGCACACAAACAGAAGCGCGAUGAGAGCGCUCUACCAGGGGAGGAUCAAGCUUUACUGGGAAGACAACAGUGUUCAUUGAAGUCCCGUGAACUGUGCUACACCUGUUGGAAGACUUAUGAUACCUGCAUGGACAACAUAAAACUGACAAUGUAACUCAACAUUCUCCUUGGGGACCUGCAAUCCAGAAAUUAUAGAGCAACUACUACUAUUAUCUGAGCCCCAACGUUGCAGCCAUGCCAGCAAAAGCACCCAUAUACCUGAAACCCACCAACAGUAAGAAAGGGAAAAAAUGUCGGCUGCGCGAUAUUUUGUCACCAGACAUGAUCAGUCCGCCACUUGGCGAUUUUCGGCACACCAUUCAUAUUGGCCGAGGUGGAGAGAGAGAUGCCUUUGGAGAUAUGUCCUUCCUCCAAGGGAAGUAUGAGCUCUUACCUGGGAAGGGAGAUUUCCAACCCCAGUAUGGAGUCCAAAGUGAGUUUCUGCGAGCAAACAGUACAGGCGAUGCCUCCUUUGCGGAGACCCCAUCUCCCGUUCUCAAGAAUGCCAUCUCCCUCCCGACCAUUGGUGGCUGUCAGGCACUUACCCUACCACUGAUCUCCUCUACUGUAUUCUCCAUGCCUCGAGAGCCGCUGGGAGACAUAAUGGGGCCCACAUCCCCAGUAAACCCUGACAGUAUUGAGGAUGUAGAGAUCCUGCAGAUGGAUGCUUUGUUGCACUCAAUGGACAACUUCAGUAGCAAGCCCUCACCUCCCUCUCGAGACAUCCACUCAAAGCCUGAUGUCAUUCUGGAUCUCCUGGAGAACAUGAAAAAGCCCAACUCUAAAGCACUUAUCAAGGAAAACAUAGCAAACAAAAAAGAGAGCAGGAUUGAGAAGAAAUCUACGUAUUACAUCAGUGGUCAUAGCAACAACAGCUACAAAGCUAAUGGAAGCCUUCACAGCAAUACAAGCAGUGACAGCUCUGAAAGUUAUGCAAAAGAGGACUACAAGACCAACAUUUACAAUGGCAGCAGUAGUCUCAAUGACAAAAGCAAUGGCUUAGGACAUUUUCACAACAACAUUAACCUGGAAUUCAAGCAGGAGGUCUCCAAGUGCAAUGGAGAGUGGGUAGACAGAGACAGUGGGGUGGAGGAGGGCCGCAUCAGUGAUUUUGACUUUGAGUUUUCCAAAGAGAAAAGCACAUCACAGGAGUCCCUCACCCGAAUUACAGGGUCACUGCUCUCCCUUGAACUUGAUCUGGGCCCAUCCAUCCUGGAUGAUGUCCUUAACAUAAUGGAUAAACCUGCAGUGAAAAGCAGGCCUUGAGUUGCACUGAGGGAGGCCCUCGGAGGAGAAAGGGAAUGAUCAAAUGAACAACCUCUAGCUAGGAGACAAAAGACUAUUUGGGCUCCGUUGGACAGAGCUGCCUAUGUUUUCAUUAUCAAAACAUAUAACUAUUCUGGCUUCUGUGGAGUGUUCUCUUUUUCUUGUUCUUCUUCUUCUUCUUCUUGGCCAUGCUGGCAUGUUCAUAUGCAUGUAGUACUAAGUUACAGUAUUGUGCCUUUUAUCUUCAGAUUUUUUUAAAAUAUAUUCUACAUAGUUCUUCCAUGCAAUACUCAGUGUUUUUCAGAUUUGAGUGUCAAACACUGUUGUUUGUUUUUAUUGGGUUUAACAAAGCACUAUUUGAUUUUGUCUCUUCAUUGAGCUGCCUUUUUUAUGACAGAAAAUUAUGCAUAUUGUGUUUUUGAAUUGAAA
This is a messenger RNA of Phycodurus eques (leafy seadragon), 1853 nucleotides long. RefSeq names its product CDC42 effector protein (Rho GTPase binding) 3 (gene cdc42ep3). The record is from RefSeq and is a predicted model, not a curated record. The transcript is spliced from 2 exons. Lineage: Eukaryota; Metazoa; Chordata; Actinopteri; Syngnathiformes; Syngnathidae. Bases 354 to 1424 code for a protein of 356 amino acids.